CAGGAUUGCAGGAGGCGAGUCAAAAUGCCUCUGCGCCUGCACAAACUGUGCAUUUGGUGCGCACGUGUGUACAAAGUUUGUGCGCGUGCGCAAAGCACGCCCACCAAGCCAUGCCCACCGAACCAGUGGUAAAAAGUUUUUGAAACACGCCACUGGUCAUGUCACUUUUUGCAGUGCUGUUUUAACUUGAAAUGGUCACUAAAAGAGCUGUUGUAAGUCAAGGACUACCUCCAUUCCUUACUGUUCUUAUUUUGUCCUUUAAAAGGUAUAUGUAAGAGAAGAGUCAAAUCGAAUGAUGGACCUAGUUCUCAGAGAUCUUAAAGUGAUACAUACCUGCUACUUAAUGUAACAAAAUAUUAAAUCUUGCUUUGAUCUUCUUUGCUGGCUUCAGAAAUCUCGUUAGCGUUCAAAACUGGAGUCUUGACUAUGCCCCAGUGAAUUAAUGGAAGACGUUUCUGAGUUGAUUUGAAUGUAACGAGGGACAUGCAUAUUUCCAAAACUAUGCUGUUUCUGAAAAAUCAAAUUCAUUUUAUUUCCCUUGAAAGCUGCUAAAGGUGCUAAGGAGCAACUGAGUUUGUCCGCAUUUUCAUGUAGUUAAGACCACUGAUGGAGAAAAGUAUGUUCCUAAAAUAGACCCACAUUGAGUACUUACAGGCCUCCAAAAUGAAAUGAAAUAUUUUGUUAGCUAGAUAAGAGCAUGAGGUUAUUCAGCAAAAAAAAAAUCUGUUUUAAUUUCUACAUGAUUUGUUGUGUUUUUUUUAGAGAAGGGCUAUCUGGCAUAAGACACUACCAUAUAAAAGAAACAAUGACAUCACAAAAGCAAUAUUAUUUGGCGGAAAAGCAUCUUUUUGACUCCAUUCCAGAGUUAAUUGACUAUCAUAAACACAACGCUGCAGGGCUUGUGACGAGGCUACGAUACCCAGUGACUCCAAAAGUGAAACCUUCACCAACUACUGCUGGAUUCAGCUAUGAGAAAUGGGAAAUCAAUCCUGCAGAACUCACCUUUAUGCGAGAACUGGGCAGUGGCCUCUUUGGCGUAGUGCGGCUGGGCAAAUGGAGAGCCCAGUACAAAGUAGCCAUCAAGGCCAUCCGAGAAGGUGCCAUGUAUGAAGAGGACUUUAUAGAAGAAGCUAAAGUGAUGAUGAAGUUGACGCAUCCGAAAUUAGUCCAGCUAUAUGGCGUUUGUACUCAGCAGAGGCCUAUCUACAUAGUGACGGAGUUUAUGGAGCAUGGCUGCCUUCUAAAUUAUCUUCGCCAAAGACGUGGACACUUUACUAAAGACAAUCUGCUGACUAUGUGUCAGGAUGUCUCUGAAGGAAUGGAAUACCUGGAGAGAAAUAGCUUCAUACACAGAGAUUUGGCUGCUAGAAACUGCUUAGUGAAUGAGUCAGGAGUGGUGAAAGUAUCUGAUUUUGGAAUGACAAGAUAUGUUCUUGAUGAUCAGUACACCAGCUCCUCAGGCGCUAAAUUUCCUGUGAAGUGGUGUCCGCCUGAAGUUUUCAAUUACAGCCGAUUCAGCAGCAAGUCUGACGUUUGGUCUUUUGGAGUUCUCAUGUGGGAAGUGUUUACGGAAGGGAAGAUGCCCUUUGAGACAAACACAAACUACGAAGUGGUGACUAUGAUUACACAAGGACACCGGCUAUUUCGACCCAAGCUAGCUUCUAAGAAUAUUUAUGACUUGAUGGUAAUGUGCUGGCAUGAGAAACCAGAAGGACGUCCUACAUUUCAGGAUCUCCUGCAUAGGAUUGAAUGUAUAGCUGAAGACUCUUCAUCCUGACUAUAAGCUUGGCAGGUGCAAGAAUUCACAAUAAGGACAAUAUCAUUUCAGAGAUGCUGCUGGACUCUUGCCAGAGACAGUCCUGGAUGCUGCUUAGAAGGACCGUGGGAAGACAAGGCAAUUGUGCCUAUGGCUCCUUUGUCUCUGGAACAAGUUUUACCCACAUAUUUAAAGUCCAUUUGGCUAGGCAAACAGUAUUGUUAUCAAGAGGACCAACGUGUGGUUUUCCUGAGAGGGGAAAAUGCCCAUUUGUAGCAGGAUAAAGCUAUGUACAACAUUGCCCGAAUUCAGCACAAGCCUUUUUAUAAGCCAGCUGUUGACUUGAAAGGACAAAAUUUAAAGUGAUGGUCGUUUAUAGUCUUGCCCAUUGCUGAGCCCUCCAGAUGCGUUUGGCCACAUUUCCUUUUCAGGAAGCACAGAGGUUGGCGUACACUGGUUUGGUCGUAGCGGCUGGUGAAUGUAGAGGUGAUAGGUAGAUGGUGUGUGGAGAAACUGAGGCUGUGAGUCUCCUUCAGUGGCUUGUCAGGAAAACAGGAACGAAGAGAAAGGACUAGUACAAAAUACCAGAUCUCCUUGACUAGAUUUGCUCAAAGACCCCACCAGGCCCGAAACAGAUGUUAGAAAGACUAUCAGAAGACCUUCCAGUACUUGUGACUUGUUAAAGCAGUCAUUAAGUUAAUGAAGAAAAAUACCCUUUUGGUUUGAUCUGUGAUAUAUAAUCCUUCACAAAAGAAAAAUAUGAUUAAAGCCUCUUUAAAACGUGUCCGUUUCUAGAAACCAGAAGGGGCCUUAUGAAACACAGCAUUUGUCAUAAAUGUAUUCUAAAUGCCAUUUAUGGAUUGUAAAUAUGCACUGCACAUAGGUUUUCAUACGAAGGGAGAAUGUAGUAUGUCCUACACUAUUUAAAAACACAACACAUUGACUCCUUUAUCGUAUGCUACAUGUUCAGUUUGGUGCUUAGCAAAAAGAGAACAAGCUCCCAACUUCAUUACAAACUGGAGAGUUUUUUGUUUUUUUUUAUCAGAUUGUUAUUUUGAUUUUACCAGCUGCAAAGCGUGCUCCAUUGCCAGGGACUUAAUGUAUAGCAA
Messenger RNA from Notechis scutatus (mainland tiger snake), 2865 nucleotides. The record is from RefSeq and is a predicted model, not a curated record. Lineage: Eukaryota; Metazoa; Chordata; Lepidosauria; Squamata; Elapidae.